Messenger RNA from Umbelopsis ramanniana AG, 966 nucleotides. RefSeq lists its product as uncharacterized. Lineage: Eukaryota; Fungi; Mucoromycota; Umbelopsidomycetes; Umbelopsidales; Umbelopsidaceae. Bases 15 to 689 code for a protein of 224 amino acids. The record is from RefSeq and is a predicted model, not a curated record. The transcript has a single exon.
UCACUUUCAACAAAAUGAAUUCCACUUUACCGCACGGUGAUCCCGUUAGAGAAACUAACCAGGACAUGAACACUAGUCCCGACAAGAAGAUCGAAGAUCUGUACCAUUUAAUUGAAGGCAUAAGCGUUUGCAUGAUGACCACACGCUGUGAAACUACUGGAAAACUGGUCAGUCGAGCUAUGAGCCCUCGUAAGCCUGACCCCAAGGUUCCGGCCGACCUUUGGUUCUUCGCCAACAAUACAACCCACAAGUUUGAAGAGCUCCGGGCUGAUCCCAACGUCAACCUUGCUUUUUAUAAGUCUGGAACUCACGAAUGGAUCAGUGUUAGUGGCACUGCAGAGAUUACGAACGACCGAAAGAAGAUUGAAGAGCUCUAUAGUCUAGACAUCAAAGCUUGGUUUGGCGACCUUGGAGAUGGCGUUCACAACGGCAGUGCCACUGACCCUCGUAUCUCUUUGAUUUACGUCAAGGCAGACACUGUCCAUUACUCCUUGAAGGACAGAUCUAUGCCAGUGCAGAUGUUCAACAUUGCCAGAGGUAUGGUCACUGGUGAACCUCCAAAGGUUUCCUCAGAAAGAGGUGAGUUUCGUCAUAGACGUCGAACCAGUUGUAGGCAGACCGCCACUAACUCAGAAUGCAUUUUUUUCCAGACUUGGACAGCAGAGAGCUUGAAAAUGCAAGACGCAUGAGUGGGCUGCAAAAUUCUAUUGUGGAAUAAACAUGAACUGAACCUUGCAUUGCUUCUAUCAUUGUAAAUAACCCAAAACGACGUGGGAGGAAAAAAAAAAAAUUUCUUGCAUGAUUCCUAUUUGCUUGCCAGUUUCAAAAUCGUGGUUAUGACUGUUGUAGAUGUACUAAAAAGUAUGGCGACAACCAAUAGCUUGAAAAAGCUACAUUGGGAUGAUACGCCAGGAAAUGAAUGAGGGCACUCCCCAGGUUGGAUGGAAUAGGAGGUCAUUUUGACAC